This is a messenger RNA of Wasmannia auropunctata (little fire ant), 720 nucleotides long. RefSeq lists its product as uncharacterized. The record is from RefSeq and is a predicted model, not a curated record. NCBI's taxonomy places the organism in Eukaryota, Metazoa, Arthropoda, Insecta, Hymenoptera, Formicidae. Bases 77 to 610 code for a protein of 177 amino acids. The transcript has 3 exons.
UUAAAAUACACUUAAUCGUGUCUCGCACGAAUUUAAUUCUAAAUAUAUAUAUAUAUUUGAAAAUAUAUAUUUGAAAAUGGCAUACGUCAAGUUUUUGUUCAGUUUUGCUCUCGCGACGUUUUCUUUUAAAGAAAUCUAUGGACAUGGAAUGCUUAUGGAACCUGUGAAUCGAGGUAGUGCUUGGAGGAAGGGCUUCAAAACACCUAUCAAUUAUGACGAUGAUGGAAAUUAUUGUGGUGGUUUAUUUGAACAAUUAAAUAAUGAUGGGAAGUGCGGUCUCUGUGGUGACGAUUAUAGAAUGCCACAGCCUAGACCAAAUGAAAAUGGCGGAAAAUAUGGAACUGGUACUAUUGUUAAAACUUAUAAAGCAGGACAAAUAAUUGAACUGGUAGCUAAACUCACUGCGAAUCAUAUGGGUUACUUCCAAUAUUCAAUUUGCCCCCUAAACCAUAGUAAGGAAUUAGAAACCGAAGAAUGCUUUUUUAAAUAUCCAUUAAAAAUGACGGACGGCAGCAAUAAAUAUAAAUUACAAAGUUCUAACAGUGGAGAUUAUAAAAUGAACGCUUAUUUGCCACAGGGCCUUACUUGUGAACAUUGUGUACUCAGGUAAGAACAUAAAUUUCAAUUAUGAUUGUAAAACGGACAAUUUAUAGGAAAUGGUAUAACUAAAAAAAAAAUUGUUAGUAUAACAAUAAUAACAUAACUAAAAAAAUCAUACUA